GUCAGACUAUCUUCCCCACUAUUUCAAAGCUUGUCACUUUCACUUAGUUAUGAACUGCAACAACAUAUACUGCCUAACAAAAUUAGCAACUUUUUAGUGUGAUCUCUAGGCUCUUGUAUGUUCAAAAUUUAAAAAAUCCCUUGUCUAAAAUCUUGAAAAAAAAUCACCCAAUGUGGCCAGCUUUAGUAGGUGCAGCAGCAGCAGCAGGAUCUGGUUUUUUAGCCAAGAAAAUCUUUAACCAAAAUGCCACUCAACACACUUCAAAUUCCACUGAAAGUAACAUAAAAUGUGAUAAACCCAAUGACCUAUAUGGGUUUUCCACUCCUUUUCAUCAUAAAGAUUCAAUCUUUACCAGUAAUUGUGAUAAACCAAGUGAACCAGAAGGUUUUAAUACCUUUUUUCAGCAUAAAGAUUCAAGCUUUACCAGUAAUUUUGAUAAACCUAGUGAUCUAGAUGGGUUUAACACUUUUUUUCAGCAAAAAGAUUCAAGCUUUACUUGUAAUUGUGAUAAACUCAGUGACCCAAAUGGGUUUAACACUUUUUUUCAGCAAAAAGAUUCAAGCUUUACUUGUAAUUGUGAUAAACUCAGUGACCCAAAUGGGUUUAACACUUUUUUUCAGCAAAAAGAUUCAAGCUUUACAAGUAAUUGUGAUAAACACAGUGAGCCAGAAGGGUUUAACACUUAUUUUCAGCUAAAAGAUUCAAGCUUUACUUGUAAUUGUGAUAAACCUAGUGAUCUUGAAGGGUUUAGUACUUACUUUCAGCGAAAAGAUUCAAACUUUGCAUGUGAUUUUGGCUGCAGCAUUCAAGAAAAUAGUGAGGGGUUAUCUGAUGAGUCAAUUUUUAGGUUUUCCAGUGCUUCUGGGACUGAGAUGGGGUUUAGGAAUUUGAGGAAGAAAAAUGUGGAAGGUUGUAGAAAGACAAAAGGGAAUGCAAUGGAGUGUAAGAGAAAUAAAAGUGGUGGGAAAUUAAGGAAAAAAUGGGGAAAUGUAAGGAGUGGUGAAAAGGAAUUGUUUAGGUUGAAUGGGAAGAGAUUUUAUGUUUGUUUAAAGAAGAGGAGAACUAAUAAAGUUCCUUCAGGGAAAUGUGAUUCUUGUGCUUCCAAAGGUAAUUCAUUUUUUGGUUAUGGACUUGGAAUUGGAAUGAUGUGCAUGAUGUCAGCUGGGAAAUCUGAGAUCAAUAGGCUCAACACUACCAUGGAUGAAACAGCAAAAGCUGUAGAAGAACUGAAAGCCGAACUUUCUAGGAGAAAAGUUGCACAUGACAUGCGUGCUUCAAAAAAUAAAGCCGAAAUAGGUGAAAAGAAUGAUAGAGAAUGUAGAAUACGUGCGAUCGCUGAAAGUAGUAAUGAAAACAGGAAUAUAUAUAGUGAGGAAGGUGAAUGUGGAAGCAGUGUCGUUACAGAAGAGCCGCAACCUGAGGUUAUGGAAAUGGAUGAACUGGAAGCUGAGCUUGAAUCGGAGUUGCAAAAGCUUCCAUGGUGUGCAACAGAUAAUAUGGAUUUAAAUGGAGGAAGAGAUCCUUGUAAGGAUGACUUUCUGGAGAAAGAAUUUAACCUAGCCAAUGACCGGAACGCAGAAACUUAUCAAUUCAAUGGAGUAUUGCCAUCUGAACUAGAUCAAAAACUGUGUCAUCUGCUCAUUGAACAACAAGAAAGCCAAAUAGUGGAGCUGGAAUCUGAGCUUCACCAAACUCAUUCCAAACUCCACGAGAAAGAAGCUGAGCUCCAAGCACUCAAGGAUUGUGUCCGACGUCUUACUGAAUUUUCUCUAGGUAAUGCUUCAGAUGUUUCUCCAGAUGAAGAGACUGAUCUCAAUAUGGAAGAUGAGAUAAGUGGUGGUGGGCAUCAAGAGAAGAAAAUUGGACCUGAAUCAGGGAAAUCAAUAGUUGGGAUGAAAAGAUCAAUGAACUUUUGAGUAACAUAAAGUAACACAUGAUGGUUCACAAGUGAAGAAAAUCUAUUUGAUAGUGCAAUCAUCUGAUAACUUUAUUUUCUAUAUAAUGUGUGGGCCAUUUUUGUAACAUGACUAAAAGAGUCCUACAAGAAACUAUUGUUCAGAAUCCCCCACAGAAGGGAACAGAAAAAGGGGAAAAGGAAGAACUUUGAAAAGAUGGAAAUUACUAUGUGUAGUACUGUA
Molecule: messenger RNA, 2138 nt
Organism: Lycium ferocissimum
Lineage: Eukaryota; Viridiplantae; Streptophyta; Magnoliopsida; Solanales; Solanaceae
Exons: 4
Coding region: 171-1916 (581 amino acids)
Biological process (GO): asymmetric cell division
Source: RefSeq, a predicted model, not a curated record